CUCAGUGUGAAAACAACGUGCUAAAUCCAGAUAACGAUCCCGUGUGAACGUGCUUCGAGCGACGUACGCGCGGUCUCUGUUGACAAAAACAGUAACCAUUUCGUAAUCUUGCGAAUCUAUCGCGUCUAGGACACACUAGUGCAACGUGCUUUUGUUGGUGAUAAACUAUUUUGUGCUACAAUAUGUUGGACAAGUCGAUUUUUGGCGGUAGUUGGGAGAGCGUGGUGUCGAGAGACGACUACGAGAUAGACUACAGCCCAAGUCCAAGAGGGUCUCCAUUGAAAGACACGUCCAACAUUCAAGAGGAAAGCUCCUACUGCAUCAGCCGUCAUAAUCCAAAUAAGACUUUCCGUCGUGAAUCAGUUAUCGCCUCAUGGAAGAGUUUGAAGAAAGAGAGGGAGCAAGCUUUAGGCAAACGAAUCAUUUAUAUUGACGCUGACAAUUACGAAGACUAUUAUGGCAGGAACAAGGUUAAACGUUGCAAAAGCGACAGGAGUGCUAACAUUCCGCGUAACCGAAAGGUGAAGCGAACAUACUCAGUCCUUUACAGAUAUGAUCCAACAGAAGAAAAGGUGAUCAAGGAAUACAAAUACCAAAUUCCUAAGGAGUCCGAUACACCAAUCUACUCAAGUUUGCAGAAGUCUUACUCGGAGCCAUUCCUCAGGCCGGAAAGGAUGCCGAAGAAGAAAGUGAAAAGGUCUUUCACCACCCUUUUGAAUAUAAAGACCAAAUUCCUCAACAUAUUCUCGUCAAAGAGCUAAACAAUAGUUGUAUAAGUUUUGGUUUAAGUUGCUCAAUUAAUUGCAUUUCCUUAACUGUAGAUAAUGCUCAUUGGUGUAUUGAAGACGUAUCGUCUUUAGUGAUAAAAAGCCAAAGUAUUAUUACAUAUUGAAAUAUAGUUUUAAUAAUAAUAAUAAUUGGACAAUUAAUUACAAGAAAACAAUUAGUAAGAUCAUUACGAGGUUCGCUACUACAGACAGUAAGACUACCUUUCACGAUUACAACGCAAUAGAACGAUAUUACUUCGGGCUUAUCACAAACAAACUCCUAUUUGAAUUGCGUAUCGAAUAGUUCUAUAAACAGAUAAUUCGUACAACUGUUUGUU
This is a messenger RNA of Papilio machaon (common yellow swallowtail), 1105 nucleotides long. RefSeq lists its product as uncharacterized. Lineage: Eukaryota; Metazoa; Arthropoda; Insecta; Lepidoptera; Papilionidae. The record is from RefSeq and is a predicted model, not a curated record. The transcript has 2 exons. The coding region runs from base 183 to 761 and encodes 192 amino acids.